AUCUGCUACUCUCGCGACCUCCGGAAUUGAACUUGAUACACUGACUGACCUCUCUACGUACGUACUCUCCCUCCGGUCCCUCCUCCAACCUACACACCGAACCUCCCCCCGAAGGCCCCCGAAGGCAACAACCAAGGGAACACCGAAAAUGCCGACCCCCGAAUCCGCCUCCUUCCUGGCCAAGAAGCCCACCGUGCCGCCGACCUACGACGGCGUCGACUUCGAAGACAACGUCGCUGUCCACAACGCCCGCGACGCCAUUAUCCGUGAACAAUGGGUCCGCAGUAUGAUGUCUCGUCUGGUCGGGGAGGAAUUGGGAAAGUGUUAUGCGCGUGAGGGCGUUAAUCAUUUGGAGAAGUGUGGGGUUUUGAGGGAGAAGUACUUCGAGUUGCUGGGCGAGCGCAAGAUCAAGGGUUACUUGUUCCAGGAGAAGAACUACUUUGCUGGGGAGGGAAACAAGUCUGCUUAGAUUUUGCUCGGUGGAUUGAAUUGAAAUUGGGUUUGCAGGGUUUCUGUGUUAUGUUAUGUGAUAUACAAUAUAUGCAUUGUGGUUUCUUUCCCUACUUCUUCUUCUUUUUCUUCUGGGUUUGGUUUGUGGGGAGUUAGAGGGUGUGGAUGCUGGCUUUGACCAGUCCCGGGCUGUGAUUGUAUGAUAUGCUUUGAGAUGGGUUGAAUUUGGCUCUGCCGUGGUUUAUAUACUGGGUUGUGAGGUGCGAGUGAGGGGUCGAGUGUCUGUAUUGAUACUGCGUAUGUGGAGUAAGCCUUAUGGGAUGGUAUUAUGCUUGUGCUCAGU
Messenger RNA from Aspergillus welwitschiae, 793 nucleotides. RefSeq names its product putative NADH-ubiquinone oxidoreductase 12 kda subunit. Lineage: Eukaryota; Fungi; Ascomycota; Eurotiomycetes; Eurotiales; Aspergillaceae. The record is from RefSeq and is a predicted model, not a curated record. Bases 149 to 469 code for a protein of 106 amino acids. The transcript is spliced from 2 exons.